AUGGACGACCACCCCACCCCCACCACCCUGGGACAUGCAGCGCAGACGCCGGACGAGAAGAGGGCACCGGCAGACGGCCGACUGUCGCCGGGGACCGCGACGGGCCUCAAGCCGCUGCUGCUCAAUGGAUCCUUCAGCCCCCUCCUGUCCUCGACGCCCGAGCUGGCCGCCGCGAGCUUCGACCCGCCCCGCAACCCCGCCUCCCGGCCCGGCAGCUCCUCGCCCAGCCUCGGCGGCACCCCGGGGCCCGGCCGACGCUUCCAUGGCCGCCAGAGCUCGCGCGCCUCUUCCCGCAGAUCCUCCUCGCUCGACUCCGACGACUCGCUCGCCGGACACGCGCCCCCCGCCCGCUCCUUCUCCGCCGACGACGCCGCCCCUAUCCGGCCCAAACGCAGCUCCAUCUCCUACUCCAAGGUCCCCCACCCCGCCGACUUCCGAGCCCCCCAGCCCCUCUUCGCCGACCCCCAGGACUGCGGCCUCCACCUCCACCACCCCGCCGAUAAUGCCGCCUUCGAUACCGUCAUCGACCGGCUCAUCAGCGACCUCGUCUCCUGCGCCCACGCCCUAGGAAUCCAGGACGAGCUCAUCGGCACCGACCUCCUCCAGCCCUGA
Molecule: messenger RNA, 612 nt
Organism: Puccinia triticina
Lineage: Eukaryota; Fungi; Basidiomycota; Pucciniomycetes; Pucciniales; Pucciniaceae
Exons: 1
Coding region: 1-612 (203 amino acids)
Source: RefSeq, a predicted model, not a curated record